CUCGUGUCUAACAACACCUUCGUCUGACCAGCAUGACCGCAAACGCUUCGCAUAUUGGCAGCGCGCCCACAAGUGCGACUCAAGACGUGCGAGCGGCUAUAGGAGCCAUGAACAUUGAUCUGGACCACGUACAAGAGUCGUUCAAGAGACUUCAUGACAGUACAGCAAAUGUGCAGGUCUCUGGUCCUACCACCUAUGACAUUGAGCAAGACGUGAACAUCUUGCGCAGCCAAGUCAGAGAUUCGCACGCUUCAAUGGAGCAGGAAAUACACAGAUUGGACAAGUUUGCGCGCGAGGAAGUGAAGAAGCAGGCCUACGCCAGCUUGCAGGAGGAUCUCCUCGAGUUCAUCAAAGAGGCCGUCCGGAGUCAAGUUAGACAGCAGGUCGAUAUCCAGAUCCAGGAGCAAAUACCCAUCAGUUUGAAGCAGCAAUCUUCCGUGAAUCAGUCGCAAGUCCAGGACGCAAGAACAUCUCUGAACAACUCAGAUGCAAGAAAGAAGAACUCUUUGCUCAGGAUCCAGAAUCUCGACGAGGAACUGUCCGUGAUUCUGCGGGCUGAUGGAUCGAAGGGCAGUCUGUUCCCCGCGAACAUAAGGUCUCUGCUGUCGUAUGACGCGGAAAAUAUGCAGAAACUGGUGCAGGAAUACGAUUUGCCUGUGGAUCCCGUGAGGGAGGUUAACACCAACAAAUUUUUGGGAUAUAUCGGUAUCCCCUUUCAACUUGUACUGUGAUAAGAGACGGCUUCUUUUCUGCUAAGAGCAUAUUCGAAUGAGCCGCGGGAUUCGUUGCUGAGAUGGUGGAUUAUGCGAAUCAAGGUCAACGUCACAGUGUGACCCUGCGCGACCGCACCUCUCUUGCUCGCUCUCACCACUGUUGAUAUAAGUAUGCCCUAGUAUGCCUCUUUGUCUUCGCUAUCAAAAUCAUUUCUCCCCAUCUCUCUGGCGCUAUCUGUGCAAAUAUCGCUUACGGGUGACAUAUCGAAGCAUACUUAUCACUAACGCGCCAAGAAUGAAGAUUCCGUUUCCACAUGGUGACUGACACUGGCACACGACCGUGGUCCUCCUCAAUAGUCCUCAAUCCAUCAGAGAUCAUCCUCGCAAUCUCUCGCAAUCAUAGCGCUCUCGCAGAUCUGGAGAUUUGACUAGUUCAACGGGAAGAACGAACAAGCGAUUAGUGUCUGGGGAGUCGGACUUGGUGCCUAUAUAGCCCUUCUUUUUCGCAUGAUGCUACUGUCCUUCGACCCUGGAGCUUCUCUCUCCCUCCUCUCCCAAGCACAGACCAAUGGCAGGACUGCAAUCCGACGUAGGUGUCAUCGCUGCCGAGGCUGAGGCUGUCGGCCACAAACGUGCAUAUGACGAGAAGGCAUCAUAUAGCGAGCCGGAGGAGGAAUACGUUGAUCCCAAAGACGACCCUCAUGCUGGCCUGGUCUUUCCGACCGAGGAGGAGCUGGCCACGCUGCGUCGUGUUGCUGACACCAUGCCUUGGAGCGCUUACCUCAUCGCCGCUGUGGAGGGCGCUGAGCGGUUCUCAUUCUACGGAGCUAGUGUCGUCUUCACCAACUUCAUCCAGCACAAACUGCCCAAGGACUCUCGGACUGGUGCUGGCGGACCACAUGGCCAAUCUGGGGCCUUGGGCAAGGGGCAGCAAACUUCGACCGGUAUUGGUACAUUCUACCAGUUCUGGUGUUAUAUUACCCCUCUCUUGGGAGCGUAUAUCGCCGACGCUCAUUGGGGCCGUUACAAGACCAUUCUUGUGGCAGUCUUCAUCGCUCUGCUCGGACAUAUCAUCAUGAUCAUAUCCGCUGUGCCCACCGUCCUGGAACACCCGAAUUCGGCCUUUGGCGUCUUCAUUCUCUCUCAGAUUGUGACAGGCCUCGGAACUGGUCUCUUCAAGGCAAACAUCUCUCCGUUGGUUGCUGAGCAGUACCGCCGCACCAAGCCGUUCGUUGUGACCACCUCCGGUGGAGAGCGCGUUAUCUGCGACCCGACGAUGACUGUGUCCCGGAUGUACAUGUACUUCUACCUGUUCAUCAACGUAGGCGCCCUUGUUGGUCAGAUCACUAUGGCCUAUUCAGAGAAGGCACGUAUCCUCUUUGCGUUCACCCGUUGCCCACUGAUCGCUUCGAACAGUUCUAUCCUCGCCACCUUCAUGAAAAUGUUUGCUUUCGCUGCCAAGGGCAAGUUCUCCGCCAGCCCCAUUGCCACCUGGAAGAACUUGACCAGCCCUAACUUCUGGGAAAGCGUCAAGCCAAGCAACGUUGCCGUUGAGUCGCGGCCGGCCUGGAUGACAUUCGACGACAAGUGGGUCGACGAGGUUUCUCGAGGAAUUAAAGCGUGCUGGGUGUUCCUGUGGUAUCCAAUUUACUGGUUGACCUACAACCAGUUGAACAACAAUUUGACUUCGCAAGCCGGAUCCAUGAACACCCAUGGCCUCCCGAACGACGUCUUGUCCAAUUUGGACCCGCUCGCGCUCAUCAUCUUUAUUCCCAUUUGUGAUCGUGUGAUCUACCCCGCUCUCCAGCGGGCCGGCUUCAACUUCACGGCUCUGAAGAAGGUUACCGCCGGCUUUUUCACUGGUGCUGCGGCUAUGGCUUGGGCUGCCGUUGUCCAGCACUACAUCUACAAGCGUUCUCCUUGUGGUUAUAACGCUACGACUUGUGCGGAUGCUGACGGAAAUGUCAUCCCCGCACCGCUCAACGUGUGGAUUCAAACCGGAUCGUACGUGCUGGUCGCUUUCUCGGAAAUUCUCGCGUCUAUCACUGGUCUCGAGUAUGCCUUCACCAAGGCUCCGAGGAACAUGCGCUCUCUCGUCAUGUCUGUCUUCCUUUUCACUUCCGCCAUCUCUGCAGCGAUCGGAGAAGCGUUUGUGGCGAUCUCGACCGACCCUCUGCUUGUCUGGAACUACGGCUCGAUGGGUGUCAUCGCCACCGUGGCUGGAGCGCUCUUCUGGUUGCACAUCCGCAGCAUCGAUGCUCGCGAGGACGAACUCAACCGGCUUGCAACCGGGACCCUCGAUGCGAAAGUGCCCGUCAAAGAGGUGUAGCCGUAUAGCACUUUGUAAUGUUACAUUUACCUGGGUGAUGAAUUUUAUGACGCGAUGUCUUGUAUGUA
Messenger RNA from Mycena citricolor, 3110 nucleotides. NCBI's taxonomy places the organism in Eukaryota, Fungi, Basidiomycota, Agaricomycetes, Agaricales, Mycenaceae. The record is from the annotation of a GenBank genome assembly.